AUUUUUUCUUACCUGACUAAUCGUCUUUUUUCUUCUCCGUUUCAUUCCCGCUCGCCGCUUGCGCAAGACUCAUUUGAAUAUCCGUGCGGCGAUGUGUUAAAAUAUUGUUGUGCGUGUCGACAAGUGUUACAGUUGCGCACCGCGACUACGUACAUCUUUUCUUCUCGUGCGAUCGUGUUUUCCUUAAAAUGAUUAAUGUUUGCAUUUGUUAUCUUACGUAACAGUUAUUCGAGCUUUAAAAAAAUAAUAAAGUUCCGUGCACAGACGCAAUUACGCGCAGCUUUUUGCGAAAAACAAUAUAUAAAAUUAACGAUCUCCCAGCCUUUCCCGGCUGCCUUAGCAUGUACGAGUGACAUUUUUUUGUUCGUCGACUGAAGAAAUUAAUAGAAUCUUACGUAACAUAGCAGAGCGCAUCCUCUCAACAAACUUACCAUUGAAACAAAAAACAGAAUUCGACGAACAAAAGAAUAGAGUUGGGAUGAAGGAAAGACUAAAUUGUCACAAGGCAAUGUGAAUGAAAAAAAAAAGUUGAAGAAUUGCAAGAAGAAAAAAAAAGAACCGUGACACGAAGCCAAAAUAUAUAUAAUGGAUCAAGUAAACGGAACGACGCCACCGAAGAAGAAACAAGUUCUCUUUUCCAUCGGCUCGUAUAGCGAGCGCGACAAGCGUGUUAUCAACAAAAUUUCGACAAACGGUUUGUUCGCCUCGGCGACCACCGACGAUGUAGCGGCAAUGCAUUCGCAACCUACGAGGACACUACCGAAGACAAGACCAGUCUCGUUAAAUUUUCUCGACUCGACAACUAAGUAUCGAACGCUACCGGCAAGACACAGGUACAAUGAUGAACUCGCUAUUGAAAAACCCGUAUGUCCACCUUCGUCCGCUUGCAACUCCCCGGCUGUUGAAAACGGACCUAUUGCUGGGAAACCGUCAUUCCCGCCAAAAUUGGCUGAGAGAUCACUAUCACUGGAACCAGAGCAACUGAGGCAUUCAGGUCGCGUAGCAUUAACGAUCGCUGCAUACGAGGGUGCACCUCGUACUCCGACACGUUUAGAUUUCUUACCUCCAGGACGAGUUUCGCGUAGCAGUUCUAAAACGAGUAGUAGCACGCCCUCCACUCCUGGAGAAGAUGUGGAUGGCUCGAGAAUGAUGUUGCAGAACGAACUGGCUGCCACGCUCAAGAGGUCGAAUUUGAAAAAACUCACAGAGGACGAUGUGCUGCAGGAAAAUGGAACGUCAGAUUUGCCACUGGAUAUAAGCCAACCAGUGGAAAAGGAAAAACCAAAUAGUAAAAGGGAAAUAGAAACAUCCGAAAAUGCUGAAACAACAAAUGUAUUUGAAAAGGAAUUGCAAAAAAUUAAAUCAGAAGAGGCACUAAAGUGUGUCAAUUCAACAGAAACACCAGAAAAUAUCAAAAUAACAGAAGAAUCAAAGAACAAUGAAAACACAAAAGAAGUUGAAGGUUCAGAAGAUAAACAACAAAUUAAAGAAGAAAUAGAUGCAGCGCUCACAAAACUGGAAAACAGUACAGAAGAAUCAGGGAUUAUUCCAGUCCCACCACCGAUGCCAGAAGCAGGAAGAAGCACGGUAAAGAAAACAUCACAGGCAGCGGAUGAAGAAACUGGUGAAACAAUUAAAGAAACGAUAGAAAUUGUUGAAUCUAAAGACGAAAUCGACGUGACUCCAAACGGUAGUGUGAAACAGCUGGCAAUUGAGCUUGGCAAAAAAAUGACAUUUAAAGCUGACAUCGAGAGAGUUCCUGAACAAAACGGCAUCGAGGACAAGUGAUUCCCUCUUCUCAUCACGUCGUUGUUAUUUAUAAUUUGUUAAUAGAUAUACUCUUUUGUUUUGUUUCCAGUUAAUAGUUGAUCGCAGAAUCCUAAUUUUUAUUUAUUGUCGAGUUUCAAACUUUGUUGUGUAUAAUACCGAUGGACUUAGAAAUAAAUACUGUCGCUGUCAA
Messenger RNA from Phymastichus coffea, 1960 nucleotides. RefSeq lists its product as uncharacterized. The record is from RefSeq and is a predicted model, not a curated record. The transcript has 5 exons. Bases 586 to 1788 code for a protein of 400 amino acids. Lineage: Eukaryota; Metazoa; Arthropoda; Insecta; Hymenoptera; Eulophidae.